Capsella rubella is the source of this 554-nucleotide messenger RNA. Its product is annotated as U1 small nuclear ribonucleoprotein C. The record is from RefSeq and is a predicted model, not a curated record. Bases 54 to 392 code for a protein of 112 amino acids. The transcript has a single exon. NCBI's taxonomy places the organism in Eukaryota, Viridiplantae, Streptophyta, Magnoliopsida, Brassicales, Brassicaceae.
AACAUCAGCUAUAGCAACAGACAGAAGCAGAUUAGAAGAAGAAAAAAACACAAAUGGCUUCUUCAGUUACUACUUUAGCCCUAACCCUAAUCUUGAUCUUCAACCUUACGCCGGAAACAACCGUGGCCCGUCCUCUCAGUGAUCAAUCGGUGGCCACCACCACUGACGAAGCGAACAACCUGCCGUUUCCACCGGGCUUGCCAUUUGGAGGUGUUCCUCCGUUACCGUCACUUUUCCCGCCGUUUGUGCCUUCUCCAUUCCCUGGAAACAUCCCACGUUUACCGUUUCCGUUUCCGAUGCCGUCAUCACCUCCAGCGCCAUCUCUUCCUGGCUUCCCUGGCUUUAGUUUUCCUCCCUUGCCGUUCCCGUUCCUCACGCCGCCACCAUCGUGAACGCAUAGUUUUAUUAAUGCCGUUAUUAUAAUAAAUUAAAUAACCAUCUCGUUUGAAUAAACUAAUGUUAUAUCGAAAAUGAUCAUGUGUACUCGAUCAUAGUAAUAAAAUAUGAGUAUUUUGAUGGAAAAAUAUUACAAAGAGAUACAUAUAUAUAUGUCG